ACCAAAAUCACAAACCAAACCAGAUGAGAAAUCACACAGUGGGGCGGUGUGGGCACAGUGUUCACAUCUCUGUGGUCUCAUGAUCUCCUAAAGCCUUUGUUUAACCCACCAUCUCUCACAGCUGCUAAAUAUUCAGCGUGUUUGUUAGCCUGUUUGAGAGGAGUUAACUGAUGCUCGUAUGAAGGUCUGGAGCAUUCAGGUGAUCUACCAGAAGAACAUCAGAGAUGAAAGAAACUCAUACAAAUUUGGAUCAACCUUAGGAUGGCACUGAUGACGAAUGAGCAGAUUUACCAGCCGUCCUGAUUUGAUGUCUGAAGCGAGCCUGGCGAGGACACAUCAGAAAACUCUCGUACUUCCUGUAGCAGCUUCAGAACCGAACCACAACUCUCACAACCAGACGCAUCUGCAUCGCCCGGCGUCUGGACGCCCGAGGAUUGUAACUUUACCUGAUUUGACGUGGUUUCAGUCCCGCUUUUAACAAUGCCUCGAUCGUUUCUGGUGAAAAGUAAGAGGGCGGGGCAUCACUCCACACGCUCCGCCCACUCUAAGCAUCAGCAUCAUGACGGAUGGACAUCCAGCAGGCGCUCUGCGGCUCUGGAGCUGCUGCCGUGCACAUCCACCGACGACAGCCGAACUCAUAACAGCACCGAAGCAGCUGGAGAUGAACCCCAACCCUGGCCUUCAUCCACUGCAGUGAAGCAGUCUGGAGUUUGUCCGUUGUCUAAGCUGUCGUGCUCUGUUGCGAUGGAGAGACAGAGCGAGCUGGAGUGUCUGAUUCAGGCUUUGCUCAGUCACCAUCAGCUGAGCAAUGUCCAGACGCCGCUGUGUGAAUGUCCGCUCUGUGAGAAGCUCCUGUCUUCUGCUGUGAGUUUGGCAUCGCACUUGUGCAAGUCACAUGUCAACAGAGCUGCUCUCCCAUUGGCCGACUCCCCAGGCCACCCCCAACAGCCUUAUGGUUACAGACCAACAGGAAUACUGAGGGAGCGCAGUUUUGGUUGUAAGGUUUGUGGGAAGGUGUUUAAGAGGUCGUCGACUCUCUCCACACACCUGCUCAUUCACUCGGACACUCGGCCGUUCCCGUGUCCCUACUGCGGAAAGAGAUUCCACCAGAAAUCUGAUAUGAAGAAACACACCUUUAUACACACAGGUGAGAAGCCUCAUGUGUGCGUGGUGUGCGGUAAAGCAUUCAGUCAGAGCUCCAAUCUGAUCACCCACAGCAGGAAACACAGCAGCUACCAGCCCUUCAGCUGCUCACACUGCCCUCUCAGCUUCCAGAGGAGACUGGACCUACAGCGCCACCUACAGACACACAUGCAGAACGACAGCGCACUGUAUCAUGGGACCUGAGAGAGACCAGCUGCACCUCAAACACCUUGGGUGGCUUAAUGUACAGGGGUCUUGGCGGUUAUGUUUUACCCAAAAGUCCACUAUAUAUGUUUAUGAAAGAUGUUUGCACCAAAACAAAUGUUUGCUUAUGUAUAUCUAUCUUGAUUGCACACAAUGCAUUGUGAGAUCUGUCAACAGGCUACACAUUACUGUAGAUUUAUUGCUUCAAGUCUUAUGAUUGGCUGCUCAUGGUUGUGAUGUCAUAAUCAUGGAACGUUUGUUUCAGAAGAUUUAUAAAGGAACAAUAAUCCCUCUAUGCACAUGAUAGGGCAUUUAAUAACAAAUGCUGUAAUGCAACAGAUUUUUAAGAACAUUAAUCUCUUUUUGAAAGUACAGGUAUCUCUGUUUUCUCAAGCUCUUAGCAGAAGUUUUUAUCUUGUUUUAAAGUAGGGUGAAUUCUGCAAAAGUGGGACACUUUUAGGUAAACUGAUUUAAAUACAAAUAAAUAAACUCUUCCAAACACGUGUAUGCUUUAAACAAAUUCUCAAAGUCUCUUGUAUCCCUCAGCAUGUUUUUGAAUAUCGGUUGAUGUUUUAAACAUACAGAGAUUCAAAAAUAUUAAGUACCCAUGUUUUUUUUUCUUCUUCUGGGUUUUUCAGGUAAAUUGGGACACAUUUGUAUUUAAUCUGUGCUUACAAAAUACAGUUUCUUACAGUGGAUUGUGUUAUUGAUAGUGAACUCAUAAAAGCUGAAUGUUUAUUGAGUUAAAACCUUUCAACAGAAGCAUAAAUUUGAAGAAUUAUUAAAAUAGUCGAACAGAAGUACAAAUUUAACUGAGAAUAACUGAAUAAUUUCAGCAGAAAUACAAUAUACUGUGUAGUAUAAAAAUGCCAUGAUUUCUAUGCUUGCUUGUGUGUUUGUAUUUAACUGUGCUUAAGUGUGUGUGUAAUACAUGAUUUCAUAUUGGUGUGUUCAU
Messenger RNA from Carassius auratus (goldfish), 2302 nucleotides. RefSeq names its product zinc finger protein Gfi-1b-like. Gene Ontology annotation, biological process: regulation of transcription by RNA polymerase II. Gene Ontology annotation, molecular function: RNA polymerase II cis-regulatory region sequence-specific DNA binding; DNA-binding transcription factor activity, RNA polymerase II-specific. NCBI's taxonomy places the organism in Eukaryota, Metazoa, Chordata, Actinopteri, Cypriniformes, Cyprinidae. The record is from RefSeq and is a predicted model, not a curated record. Bases 481 to 1347 code for a protein of 288 amino acids. The transcript has 8 exons.